Messenger RNA from Racocetra persica, 472 nucleotides. NCBI's taxonomy places the organism in Eukaryota, Fungi, Glomeromycota, Glomeromycetes, Diversisporales, Gigasporaceae. The record is from the annotation of a GenBank genome assembly.
AUGAGUAAUCAAAAUUACAAGUGUAAAGGCAAAGAAAAUAUAAUACCGGCCAAAAGUUCCUUAUAUCGUGAACAUAAUAUGCUAAGGUACCAAGAAAAGAAAAAAACCAAAACUGCUAAAGAGCGUAGUGUUCAUUUAGCCAAAGCACGAGAAUAUAUACGAAAUAAAAGAAGAUAUGUCUUAGAGCCUUCCAAACAAGAAAAUAAUAAUAUUACAACAGAAAUAGAAUUGCUUCUAGAAAAUACUUUAAGCAAAGAAAAUAUAAUACCGGCCAAAAGUUCCUUAUAUCGUGAACAUAAUAUGCUAAGGUACCAAGAAAAGAAAAAAACCAAAACUGCUAAAGAGCGUAGUGUUCAUUUAGCCAAAGCACGAGAAUAUAUACGAAAUAAAAGAAGAUAUGUCUUAGAGCCUUCCAAACAAGAAAAUAAUAAUAUUACAACAGAAAUAGAAUUGCUUCUAGAAAAUACUUUAA